CACACAGGACCUAAAUUAAACAGGUGCAAGAAUACGUCUCUACUGUGCAUCACUGGUUGCAUCUCCUGGUUUCGAGAAUGAACAGACAGAGACCAAGCACAAGCCCGGUGGCGCUGGUUCUCAGUGCUUUCCUGUUGUUUGCUCACGGGGUAGCCAGCCAAGGUACAGGAUGUGAACGAGACGAAUGCAUCUUGCUCACUGACUGCCCCAAGCUUCUCGAUCUCCUGAAGAACCCCACGAGGGAAAAUAUCAGGGAACUACAGGCAGCUACGUGUUUUAUUGAAAAGCGAACGCCGCGGGUCUGCUGUCCCGCCCCCCCUGUCACCGAGCCUCCGAAAAGCAACGAGUCCCUCCUGCCUCCCAACUGUGGCCUUGCGGGAGACGUGAGGGUGGUGGGGGGAGAAGACGCCCCAAUCGACGCCUAUCCUUGGAAGGCAGUUCUGGGAUAUCGAAUUGGAGAUUCACCUGAAAUUCACUUCGAAUGUGGAGGUUCAGUCAUCAACGAGAGAUAUAUCAUGACGGCUGCCCACUGCGUCAAUACCAAUAUACUGAAUGCGCGGGACCUCGUACUGACCGUCAUUCGACUGGGCGAGUGGGACCUCACCACUGAACAAGACUGCACAAACACCAGUGGACAUCGGUUCUGUGCUCCUCCGGUCCAAGAUUUCGACUUUGAGGAAGUUAUUGAACACCCUUCCUACGACACCCGGGCGCUCUUCUCAGAUGACAUCGCUCUCAUUCGACUGAGCAAACCAAUCAACUUCUUUACAUCAGCUGGUUACAUCCAGCCCGUGUGCCUCCCGCCCGCCGACUUCUCCCUGAGCGCCGAGGCCAGGAGCCAAGGAGCGAUCGUGGCCGGCUGGGGCGUCACGGAGCGGGGAAUCCAGAGCGAGAGGCUGCAGCAUCUCAUCCUGCCCUUCGCCGAGAAACAAAAGUGCAACGAGGUGUACAAAGGCAGACUGGUCGCGGAACAGAUCUGCAUGGGGGGGGAAGCCGGAAAGGACUCCUGCAGGGGGGAUUCCGGAGGUCCUCUGAUCGUGAAAGCAGGAUCCAUAGGGGAGAUAUCAAUGCAGAUUGGUAUCGUAUCCUACGGUCCUACGAGUUGCGGCCAGAAAGAAUUCCCUGGCGUCUAUACUUCCGUCAGCCAUUAUAGAUCCUGGGUCGAGGAAAAUAUUAGGCCGUAGAUAAAGAAAACGGGGAGCGGAGGUAAGAAAACGGGAAGAGGAGGUAAAAUAACGGGAAGAGGAGGUAAGAACGGGAAGAGGAGAAAAGAAAACGGGAAAAGGAGAUAAGAAACCGAGAAAAGGAGGAAAGAAAACGGGAAGAGGAGGUAAGAAAACGGGAAGAAGAGGAAAGAAAACGGGAAGAGGAGGUAAGAACACGGGAAGAGGAGGUAAGAAAACGGGAAAUGCGAAAGGACGAAGUAAGAAAUGAGAGAAGAAAAAUGAGACAGGAAAAUGGAAGGAUGAAAGAAGAAACAUGAAGGAAAGUCAGGUAAUGAAGAAAGAUGGAAUAUGAAGAAACUAUAGAAAUAAAGAAGGAAGGAAAGGAAAGUAAUCGGAAUAACCUAGAAAUGAGGAAAGAAGCAAAGGGAGACAAUAACGAAGAAUUUAUUGGUAUAAUGUCUGUGAUAUCUUUUCGUUUGUAUGUUUACAUUAAUAAAAAUCUGUGACAUUAAUAGA
Penaeus indicus is the source of this 1682-nucleotide messenger RNA. Its product is annotated as phenoloxidase-activating factor 3-like. Bases 78 to 1184 code for a protein of 368 amino acids. The transcript has 8 exons. Gene Ontology annotation, biological process: proteolysis. Gene Ontology annotation, molecular function: serine-type endopeptidase activity. Lineage: Eukaryota; Metazoa; Arthropoda; Malacostraca; Decapoda; Penaeidae. The record is from RefSeq and is a predicted model, not a curated record.